AUGGCUAGCUCAAUCUGCAUUUCUUCUCCGAAGAAACUCGUUUUAUUCCUCAACAUAUCCUUUCUUAUUCUUCUUUUAUGUCUCUGUCUGACAACUACUAAUUAUCUCCAUCCCAACAAUCACAUCUCAACCUUACCAAUCCAGUCCACUAUUCUUCAAGAGAUCAUAGUUAAUGAUGGCUGCAGUAAUCUCCAUGAAUACUCAGAUUCUGAAGCCAAGUGUUUGUAUGUCAAAACCCAAAUAGGUUGCAGAGCUGAUGGUUAUCUAAACUAUCUCCAACUCUUUUACUGCAAUUUUGGCAAGUUCCCUAUUGUAGCCCAUAUCGCGGUUCUAUUUUGGCUUCUCGUUUUGUUUUACCUACUGGGGAACACAGCUGCCAAUUACUUCUGCUCUUCCUUAGAGAGCUUGUCGAAAAUCUUGAAGCUCUCACCCACCAUUGCUGGAGUCACCCUCCUCUCGCUCGGAAAUGGCGCCCCGGAUGUCUUUUCUAGCAUCGUUUCAUUCACCGGAUCAGGCGAUGGAAAUGUCGGCCUAAACAGUGUGUUGGGGGGAGCCUUCUUCGUGUCCAGCAUUGUGGUAGGUGUUAUUAGCAUACUCAUUAGCCCUAAACAAGUUUCAGUUGACGAGUCCAGCUUCAUAAGAGAUGUCAUCUUUUUCUUAUUCUCUCUAUCCUCUCUACUUGUCAUCAUAUCAAUAGGAAGAAUCAACUUGUGGGGUUCCAUUGCUUUUGUUACUAUUUACUUUGUCUAUGUCGGCUCAGUUUCAGCCACACAGAUAUACAAAGUUAGGAAGUUGGAGAAACAGCAACUAUUGGUUCUGGGAGAUGCUAGCACUAGUCCACUAUUGAGGCAUGUCGACGAAGAAAAAGCACUUGUCUCUGUUCAUUAUAAUGUCCAUGAUGAUCAAGAACAGCAACGAUAUUCGUCUUUUUGUUUCUUGGGGUAUCUAUUGGAGCUGCCUCUGUCGUUGCCUCGAAGAUUGACCAUACCGGUUGUGAGCGAGGAAAUGUGGUCCAAGCCAUUUGCAGUUAUUUCUGUGACUUUGGCACCAAUUUUACUCGCUGUUCUUUUCAACACACACAGUGAAAAUGUGGGUUCGAGAACUAAAUUAGCGGUUUACAUAACAGCAGCUAUUAUUGGUUUGGUUUUGGCUACUCUUGUUUAUUUCACCACUAGAAUGUCAGGGCCGCCGAACAGUAACAUGCACCUGUUCCCUUUGCUUGUGGGAGGGUUUGUGAUGAGUGUAGCCUGGACUUAUCUCACAGCUGAAGAACUAGUGUCUCUGUUAGAAUCGUAUGGGAAUAUAUUGGGGAUAAGUCCUUCCAUUCUGGGACUUACUAUUCUGGCUUGGGGUAACUCCCUGGGAGAUUUGAUAGCUAAUGUGGCCCUGGCGCUUCACGGUGGGGCAGACGGAGCUCAGAUUGCGAUUACGGGCUGCUAUGCCGGGCCGAUGUUCAACACGCUAGUGGGAGUGGGGCUCUCACUGGUUUUGUCAGCUUGGUCAGAGUACCCAUCCUCAUACGUCAUUGCAAUUGAUCAUUCUCUGUAUGAGACACUGGCGUUUCUAAUGGGUGGGUUGCUCUGGGCGCUUGUCAUGUUGCCGAACAAGAACAUGAAGCUGGAUCGUUAUAUGGGGAGUGGCCUCGUCGCGAUCUACUUGUGUUUUCUGUCUCUCAAGCUAGCCAUGCUCCUGCUCUGAGCAUAUUUGUAUGCAUGUAAAUUAUUAAUGCAGCACUACAAAGUUACG
Argentina anserina (silverweed cinquefoil) is the source of this 1746-nucleotide messenger RNA. RefSeq names its product cation/calcium exchanger 1-like. Bases 1 to 1698 code for a protein of 565 amino acids. Gene Ontology annotation, molecular function: monoatomic cation transmembrane transporter activity. The transcript has a single exon. The record is from RefSeq and is a predicted model, not a curated record. Gene Ontology annotation, cellular component: membrane. NCBI's taxonomy places the organism in Eukaryota, Viridiplantae, Streptophyta, Magnoliopsida, Rosales, Rosaceae. Gene Ontology annotation, biological process: monoatomic cation transport; transmembrane transport.